UGUUAUACUGAAAUUUACCUUUAUGUUAAUUUUUAUUUCUUCUGUUUAAUAUUGUUUAACAUCUAUAACCAUUAUAAAAUUAAUUUGCAGGAUAAUACCCGGGGGGUUUAUGGAGCACAAGGUGAUGUCAGAGCUCCUGACACCUUUGAAAAACCAUCAACAUCUCUAGCACCACAACAAGGUCGGAUAAAGAAAGUCUAUAUAAAAGAAAGAAAAUACAUGUGCAGGUAUUGUGACAAAAAGUUUCCACAAGGCGACAUACUCAUUCGCCACAUAAGAACACAUACGGGUGAGAAACCUUACGAAUGUUCAUUUUGUUGUUUGCGAUUUACAAGGAAAAGUUUACUGAAACUCCACACUUCAAAUCAUACUGAGAAAAGAUAUCGUUGCAAUAUCUGUGGAAAACGAUUUGUACAGUCUUCUUCCUUGGAGUCACACUUGCUGAUUCAUCAGGGUCUAAAGCCUUACAAGUGUGACAUCUGUAAGAAGGAUUUUAGAACUAAGUUAUGUCUUAAUAAACACAUAAAUAAUAUCCAUGAAGAGGUUCAAGAAAAAAAAGACCAUGAUAACGUUGCAGAUAAUGGUAAAGACCUUGUAGAUUCAAAAGUUUUUUUAGUAUGUAACGACUGUGGCAAGAACUUCACUACAAGAGAUGGUUUAAGAGAGCAUAUAAACAAUAUUCAUAAUCAGAUGCAAAACCAAAAAUACUGUUGUAAUAUGUGUGAUUAUUCAACCAAUAGCAAAAAAAAUUUAAAGAAACAUGAAUAUCUACAUGAGAACAAGUUCUGUUUUCACUGUGAAAUUUGCAACAUGAGUUUCAAAGAAAAGGGAGGCCUUACCAAUCAUCGAAAACAAGUUCAUUCAACUGAAAAACCGUACAAAUGUGUUAAAUGUGAUAGUUCGUUCAAGACGAAAACUAAUUUAGUGCAUCACAUUGAAGUGCAUCACAACAGCACAGAAGAUAAAUUCUCUUGUGAUAUUUGCAACAUGGAGUUUAAAAGGAAGUGCUACUUGACCAGACAUCUAGAGACGCACACUGGGGCUGACAAGAAGUAUGUUUGUGAAGAUUGUGGACUUGGAUGCAGAUCCAAAACAGACAUUGCCAAACAUGUCCUGACUCAUCUUGGAGCUGUUAAGAGACCUCAUGCUUGUGAGAUUUGCGAAGCUAAAUUUACAAAGCGUGAUCAUUUGCUGCGACAUCAAAAUGUUCACUCUGAUAGAAAACCAUAUCCUUGUAAACUUUGUAACAAGGCUUAUAAAGAUCCUUCGAGUUUAAAAAUACACAACGAAACAGUCCACUGUAAAGCUUUAUUUACAUGUGAAGGUUGUGGUUAUAAAUGUAGGCAUAGACAUACGUUAAGUCAGCAUCGCAAACAAUGUCGAUAAUAGCAUAGGAAGAUGUUAUGAUUUUUAAAUGUUACAUUCCUAUACUUCUUAUAGUGGAAGGUAGUAUUUUGAUUGAUUAAUCAUAGAUUAAACACUCCCUUAAAGAUUUUUAAAAGACAAGUUUAAUUUUAGUUCCGUCCGGUUCAGAUAGUAAAUAAGCAUUGACUUUUUUGUAUUUACUUCAUUUUUAUCUUACAGUAUCUAUAUGAUGACAAUGAAUCAAUGCUGUGUUUUAUUAUAAUUUUUUCACCCAUAUUUCAUGACUGUUGCGGAAAGUGGUUGUACUAAGGCGGUAUUAGUGAUUUAAAUUGUAAAAUAUACCAUCUUCAUCAUGUGAUGUUUGUGCUAGAGAAGCUUUUUUUCUGAAGUUAAUUAUCAACUUUGUUAUCAGUUGUUGAACAAUUGCUUAAUGGGUCUGUGUGAAUAAAAAAACUUACGCUAUCCAAGAAGAACACAAAGCACGAUUAUACCGCAUAAGAUGACGUUGGAUGUCUACAAGACCACGGUAGAUAAUCCAGAUUUUGUUUCGAUCACGGAAGAUGAUGACAAUGUUUCUGUGACUCCAGGAGAUAUAAAAAUUUAGCUGCCAUUGCGGGAGGCGAUGAUAACGAUGUCUACAAGACCGAAGUAGCUAUUCAAGAUUUUGUCACGAUCACAGAAGAUGAUGACGAUGUUUCUGUGACAGCGGAAUGUACCUAUAAGGCGUAGCGGAAAUCCCUUUUCUUACAAGAAACACGUACUGUACUUCAAAUAAUUUAAUUAUAAACAGUAUCAGCAAUCUGACACACACUUUCUCCCAUAUGCUUUUCAACAUUUCCCAUGGGUAACUAUGAUAUUUUAUGGGAAAAAUCACAAAAAUUGCUAUCACUUAUGAACAUUUUUUGAAAGUUUUAAUUAAAAUCAGUCGAUCUGUUUUGUGUCAGAUUUUCCCAUUAUUUAAUGGGUUUUAUGGGAAAAUCGCGUAAGUUAAAUUAACUUUUUAUUCGUAAUUUUUACAACAGUACCGUUUUGUUUGGAGUUAAAAGAACUAUGACGUACGAAAUUUUAAUCAAGAUCAAUAAGGCUGUUUUUGUAAAAAUUAUAUUUUUUGUUAUAUUAUAUUUUCUUAUAGAAAAAUCACGAUUAAAAAUCAAUGUUAAAAAAAUUUAAAAAAUGCCUGGAGAUAAUGAUUGUGAAACGUUAGCUGGCACUUGGACCUGGAACAGGCAGUGUAGGCAGUGGGAGGGUGGAGGUAAGGAGAAGACCGGACUGCAAACAUUUCCGCUGACUCACGGGGUUGUUUCAUGUACCUGAACGCCUUCACGAGGGUCGCGAGGACAGUUGACGCAACACACAAGACAACUCAUAUUGUUUUUUAACUAGGCUGGCUAGAAGCAAUUGGUCAAGUAGAUUUCAUCAAAAUCGGACCACAGGUGUGGUCUGUAGCUCUGUACACUUACAAACACACAGAGACAUCAAUUCAAAAACCAAUUUUUGGGUUUAGGGGGAUCCAAACAAAACCCAAAAUCAAAAAUGUUGGCGAAAACAAUACUUAUCCCAUAUACAUAAGAGAACUAAGUAUAAACCACAGCCAUUUUAAACCACAAAGCAUUUAAUGCAUGUGUUGUAUUUCUAAAUAGUUGCAUAUAGGCUAGCCUUUUACUUUUGAAUUCUGAAUUAGACAUUCCAUCUCUUAUCGACCAGCUGAAGCCAGUUUUGUAUUCAAAUAAAAUAUUUAUUUGUGUAACUAGUGUGGGAAGUGACACUCAAGUGCAGCAAAGGCAAUUUGCACUCGCGCUACACAUUUUAUUUGUCCUUCAGUUACUAUAAAGCAUAAUUACAAAGCGACAUACUUAACAUUAAAACGCAUUUAUGUUUUAUGUUUUAUUCGAGUAUAGUUUUAUCCUAUAUUAGUCUUUCAAACACUAUACAACACGUUUUUAGGUUAGGUUAAAUCCAAGCGUGUGUUUACUAACCAUAUUAUCUUUAAGUGUUGCCAACUUAUUUUCAAGCGUACAAAUAUUACGUGCAUAAUAAAAGCACACUGUUUUGUGUUGUUUGGUUGGAAUACUGGAGUACGGCAAAAAAAUUAUAUAGCAAUUUGCUACUUUGCGUGCUAUAAACAUUGCAAGGAAGCCCACUUUGUCAGGUAGGACACAACUGUAGGAAAUAAUAUAUUUCUCAUGUAUGUUUUGUUAUUUUUGCAUCACUUAAUUGUAUUUUUA
This is a messenger RNA of Macrosteles quadrilineatus (aster leafhopper), 3590 nucleotides long. RefSeq names its product zinc finger protein 888-like. NCBI's taxonomy places the organism in Eukaryota, Metazoa, Arthropoda, Insecta, Hemiptera, Cicadellidae. The transcript has a single exon. Gene Ontology annotation, molecular function: RNA polymerase II cis-regulatory region sequence-specific DNA binding; DNA-binding transcription factor activity, RNA polymerase II-specific. The coding region runs from base 220 to 1386 and encodes 388 amino acids. The record is from RefSeq and is a predicted model, not a curated record. Gene Ontology annotation, biological process: regulation of transcription by RNA polymerase II.